Molecule: messenger RNA, 382 nt
Organism: Lolium perenne
Lineage: Eukaryota; Viridiplantae; Streptophyta; Magnoliopsida; Poales; Poaceae
Source: RefSeq, a predicted model, not a curated record
CGACGUAAUGUCUCAAGAGCGGCGCGACACCAAGAAGGUGUUCAUGGCGAGCGGCGGGGCCCAACGCAUGGGCGCACUCCCCGACGACCUCCUCCACCACGUGCUCUCCUUCCUCCCCGCGCACGAAGCGGUGCGGACGUGCCUGCUCGCGCGGCGCUGGCGGCACCUCUGGAAAUCCGUCGCCGCCUUGCGCAUCACCGGCGUUAAGGGGUGCAAGAACGCUGCGUGGUUCGUCAACUUCAUCGACAACCUGCUCUUCCUCCGCGACCCCCGCGUCCGCCUUGAGUCCUUCGAGAUCGACCUCGACGAGCGCAACUUCGAUUUCGAGGCGUUCCUCCCCGCCAAUGAGGCGGGUGGGAGGCCCCAUCGCCCUCGGGGGUGA